AUGUCGUCUGAUGAUGGUAUCGUCGUUGCAGUAUACCAGGGCUACUUUACGGAGAACUGCCUUGGCCUCACGGUCAUGACGAUCAUCGCGUACGAAUAUAUCCUGACAUUUCGUCAAGAAAUCGACUACUUUUGGAAGGGCAAAUUCACCGGGGCGUCCGUGCUCUUCUUCUUAACGCGAUACCUGGCUGUGCUUGUGAACGUCAUUGAGACGAGUGGCUUUGCGAACAUCACGCCGCAGGCGUAUGUGCUUCUGCUUGCAAUGACGAGCAAUGCACCCUUACUGAGUCUUUCCAUCACCUGGUAUGCAACGUAUAGCACGACCCGGCUGGCUCCUGCGAGUAUGAGCGGUGCGCCGUCUUUCGCCUCCACCCUUCUUCAAGAUGGGUUGUUAUACUUCGUCGUCCUCCUCAUCCUGAACACUCUCCAUCUCAUAUUCACGAUGCUCUCAAUCGUCGGCGACUCCCAGUCGCCCGCGAGCUACCUCACCAUCUUCACAGAACCGCUGACCGCGGUUCUGAUCGCGCGCUUCCUCCUCGACCUCCAGGCGACGAACCGGUCCGCGCUCGACGCGUGCGAGUCGAGCGACGAUGCCGAGGCGGGCAUCGGAGGGGGCUUCCCGUCCCCCGGCUCACUCGUCUUUGAACGCUUCGUCGGCUCGCUGGCGUCCACUGUCACGCAGUCGGACUGGCACGCGGAGGAGGCGCAGUGA
Molecule: messenger RNA, 711 nt
Organism: Trametes versicolor FP-101664 SS1
Lineage: Eukaryota; Fungi; Basidiomycota; Agaricomycetes; Polyporales; Polyporaceae
Exons: 9
Coding region: 1-711 (236 amino acids)
Source: RefSeq, a predicted model, not a curated record